This is a messenger RNA of Aspergillus fischeri NRRL 181, 276 nucleotides long. RefSeq lists its product as uncharacterized. The transcript is spliced from 4 exons. Lineage: Eukaryota; Fungi; Ascomycota; Eurotiomycetes; Eurotiales; Aspergillaceae. The record is from RefSeq and is a predicted model, not a curated record. Bases 1 to 276 code for a protein of 91 amino acids.
AUGGCUGCCCUCUCGACCAACUCGAUACAGAAGUGGUACAACCGCUACCUGAGUGAGGUGGCUAAUGGAUGCCUGGAGCUGCCUGUCUACGAAAAGAAUGAUGAUGGCUCGAUCAAGAUUUACUAUGGGGAGCUCUUCUGCCGUGUGCCUGACUGUUCAAAGGCCCAGGAAGGAAAUAUUGGUGGCCGUGCUGCACAGAAGACAGUUGAUGAGGCUGUUAGUAAGUGGCUGUUGAGUGGUUUUGAACUGGCUUACAACUGGUUAACAACUGGUUAA